AUGGCCCCCAAGGUCGUCACCGGCAUGGUGCGCGGGUUCGAGGAGUCCCAGAACCAGCGCGAUGCCCGCGUCGAGGCCCUCUGGGCCAAGCUCGACCCGGGACAGUCGGGCGAGCUGGACCUGAAAGGCCUGAAGAAGGGUUUUCGCAGCAUGGAUCAUCCGCUCAAGAAUGCCGACGAGCUGCUGGCCAAGGUGAUGAACGAAGUGGACACAAAUCACGACGGAAGAAUACAAUAUGAAGAGUUUCGCACUUUUGUCGAAAAAGCGGAGAAGCAACUCUUUUUGCUGUUCCGAGCCAUCGACAAGGAUGGCAACGGAAAGCUCGACCAGGCCGAGCUGCAAACCGCAUUCCGAGCCGCCGGCCUGACCGUGUCGAACCGGAGGAUGGGCGAGUUCUUUGCCGACAUGGACAAGAACAACGAUGGAUACGUCACCUUUGACGAGUGGCGAAACUUCCUCCUCUUCAUGCCGGCGCGCGAAUAUGACUCCCAAUUACGUGCCGUGCUCUCGUACUACGAGUCCGUCGUCAACGUCACGCCAGAGGGCGAUUCCACUGUGAGCGAGGAAACGUUGGAAGGCCUAGGUACGGGCAGUUCCUCAUAUUACUCUCUUGUCUACUCCCUCUUCGGCUCCCUCCUGAGAGCCGGCUUUCCUCCACCUCAACCGACAAGUCCGCCGAUAUCACCACCUUCAUUACCACCCACAAAACGUGAAGAAGCGGAUGAGGCGGUAGACGUGCUGUCGAAGCAAUCACAGGGAAUGGACGCUGCGGAGGCGACUGUGGAGACCGUUGUCGACGCAGCGGCGCCGCGGCGCCAACAGUCGAUCGCAGACGACAGCGCAAGGCAACGCGGCGAUGGCGAUGGCACCCCGCAGGAUAGCCUGGGAGAGUCACAGACCGGCACAAAAGCCGCGCGAAGAAAGAAGUUCGUGCUGACAGACUAUGCGCCUGAUCCAGGUUACUUCCUUGCGGGUGCCAUCGCCGGGGGAGUCUCGCGGACAGCCACCGCGCCGCUAGAUCGUCUGAAGGUAUACCUGCUCGUCAACACCAAGAGCAGCUCGGAGACGGCUGCCGCGGCGCUUAGGCAGGGCCGCCCGAUAGCGGCGUUGCAGAAUUCGCUGCGACCCAUCAAGGAUGCCGUGCGAGACUUGUUUCAGUCCGGCGGACUCCGCAGCUUCUUUGCGGGUAACGGCCUGAAUGUUGUCAAGAUCAUGCCCGAGACGGCUAUCAAGUUUGGGUCCUACGAGGCAGCUAAGCGUGCUUUGGCAAACCUUGAGGGCCACGGCGACCCCAGGCGGAUCAACUCGUACUCGAAGUUCACCGCAGGCGGUGUCGCCGGCAUGAUCGCACAAUUCUGUGUCUACCCACUGGACACACUCAAGUUUCGCCUUCAGUGCGAGACGGUCAAGGGCGGCCUGACGGGAAGCGCCCUCGUCCGCCAGACGGCCAUCAAAAUGUACGCCGACGGCGGAGUCCGAGCUUGCUAUCGAGGUGUCACCAUGGGCUUGGUGGGCAUGUUCCCGUACAGCGCCAUCGACAUGGGCAUGUUUGAGCUGCUCAAGAAGUCGUAUCGAACCUACUACGCCAAGAAAACCGGCUGUCAUGAAGACGACGCGAACCCCGGCAACAUUGCGACGGGAAUGAUUGGCGCGACAUCGGGCGCCAUUGGCGCUACCGUGGUGUACCCGCUCAACGUGGUCCGGACUCGACUGCAGACACAGGGGACGGUGAUGCACCGGGCGACGUACACGGGCAUCUGGGACGUGACGACGAAAACCAUCCAACGAGAGGGCUGGCGCGGCCUCUACAAGGGCCUGACGCCGAAUCUGCUCAAAGUAGCUCCGGCACUGAGCAUAACGUGGGUGGUGUACGAGAACUCGAAGCGGAUUCUGGGGCUGCACUGA
This is a messenger RNA of Purpureocillium lilacinum, 1905 nucleotides long. RefSeq lists its product as uncharacterized. Gene Ontology annotation, molecular function: calcium ion binding; ATP transmembrane transporter activity. Gene Ontology annotation, biological process: ADP transport; ATP transport; transmembrane transport. Lineage: Eukaryota; Fungi; Ascomycota; Sordariomycetes; Hypocreales; Ophiocordycipitaceae. The record is from RefSeq and is a predicted model, not a curated record.